AACGCCAGAAUCGGGCCAAGCCCUAACUCGUUCGUGAAAACUAUCCCGCCAAUCCAUCCCGCGUCUCGAAAUUUGAAGCUUUCAGCCUGUAUCCUCAUUUCUUCGUUUCUCUUCCAUAUCGUGGCUGACAGACCUACUCCGUUUCGCCGGGGACUGAUUCGCCAACGACGUUGGAAGUCACAUUUUUAUGGGAGGCUAAUUCAGCUGGAGGUUCCAUGUCUAAAGAUAAGCUUCCAAAAGCCAACUGGACGCAACAUGCUACUGCCCAUGAUAAUUUUUCAUGCCAAGAUGAGUUCUUGAGUUCGAACAUCCUUUUCUCUCUACCGACACAAAGACAUUGUACCAGAGAAGAAAUGAAUGCCAGGUCAAUGACUUGUCAAAUCAGAAGUGUAACAAAAUUGGAAGCUGAAAAGGCUUGGAAGCUUCUAACCAGCCUCAAGUUGUCUCCCAAGAGUUACACAAGACCAGGGAAAACUCUACAACUAACCAAAGAUACCAAUGCUUUUUCACAACACUCUAAUCACACACAGAUCCCACGUGCAUCUGAUGGAAACUGUGCUCCAGCGAGGUGCAGGCCAGUGCAUCAAGGUGUUGGUGAAGAUGGUGAAAACAGUGACUCGAGAAGGUAUGCAGGCAAUUGUUUUCCACCACACUCAAGUGGCAUAGCAGAAACAGGGAAUGUUGUGAACAGGCAGAGUGGAGUAGAUAAUUCACAUGCUCGAGGUGUAGGGGAAAUAUCCAGCAGUCAUGCAAAUGGUGCAAGCAAGAAGACACGGGAGGCGUAUACCACUUGUGCUGAUGAAACUGAAGAAGAUGACAUUCUUCUGAAUAUAGAUGUUGACCAAAUAGUUGAACACUAUCAGACCAACUGCACGCCACAGCCUUCUGUCUCCAGGGUUCCGUCAACUACUCCAGUUACAAAUUCUCAAAGUUUGGCUGGACAUGAGGAGACAAACUUGCCACCGGAGUUGUCCAUAAACUGCAACCAUGGUUUGCAGCUAGGACUUUGCCCUGGAGCCUUGGAUCAUUUACAAGAGAUGAAGGAUAAGCUAAUUGAGAUUUCAAAUGAUCUUCUUGACAAUGUUUCAGACCUGAGUUCAGAACAGAUUGAAAUGCUUCGCCAAGAACGGUCACAGCUGAAGCUGCAAAUUCAGCACCUUGAAAAAUUUCUUCAAACUGUAUCAGGCAAUGAAGAAAGAAAGAUGUCACAGUGUUCUGCUUCCACACUAACUUCUGGCUUUCAAUAUGAAACACCUUCUGCCUUUCAGUAUGCCACACCUUCUUCAUUCCCUUCAAGGCUUAAUCCUACGAGACUCGACACACAGUUUAGUGGAUACAAUGAGUCCAGUCACUUUGACAACUGGAAUUCAUCAUCACUUUCAUUUGAUGUGACUGGUGGAUAUGGUCUUUCAACAGCCCCAGUGGAAAGAGAACCAUACAUCCCAAAGUAUCUUGAAGUUAACUAUAUUGAUGGUUCAAAUGACAAGAAGUGGAGUAGCCGAGAUUUCCCUUGGACAAAGAAGCUUGAGGCCAAUAACAAAAAGGUAUUUGGAAAUCACUCUUUUCGUCCUAAUCAACGAGAGGUGAUAAAUGCAACAAUGAGCGGAAAUGAUGUAUUUGUUUUAAUGCCAACAGGAGGAGGCAAAAGUCUGACAUAUCAGCUUCCUGGUCUUAUUUGUCCUGGGAUUACUUUGGUUAUUUCACCUCUUGUUUCGCUCAUCCAAGAUCAGAUAAUGCAUUUGCUGCAGGUUAACAUACCUGCUGCUUAUCUUAGUUCCAACAUGGAGUGGACUGAGCAACAGGAGAUACUUAGAGAGCUCAAUUCAGAUGGUUCCAAAUACAAAUUUUUAUAUGUUACCCCAGAGAAAGUUGCCAAAAGUGAUGUUCUAUUGAGACACUUGGAAAGUCUACAUACUCGUGAUACACUUGCUAGAAUUGUUAUUGAUGAAGCACAUUGCGUAAGCCAAUGGGGACAUGAUUUCAGGCCUGAUUAUCAGGGUCUAGGUAUCCUGAAGCAAAAGUUCCCUACCGUGCCUGUUCUGGCCUUGACUGCAACUGCUACAAUAAGUGUCAAGGAGGAUGUUGUUCAGGCUCUUGGUCUUGCCAACUGCAUUAUUUUCCGACAAAGCUUCAAUCGUCCAAAUUUAAGAUAUACUGUUAUCCCAAAGACAAAGAAGUGUUUGGAAGACAUUGGCACUUUUAUAAAGAAUAAUCAUUUCGAUCAAUGCGGGAUAAUUUAUUGUCUUUCUAGAAUGGAUUGUGAGAGAGUAGCAGAAAAGCUGCAGGAAUACGGACAUAAAGCAGCAUUUUAUCAUGGCAGCAUGGAUGGUGCUCAACGAGCUAACAUCCAGAAGCAGUGGAGCAAAGAUGAGAUCAAUAUUAUAUGUGCAACUAUUGCGUUUGGAAUGGGUAUCAACAAGCCAAACGUUCGUUUUGUCAUUCAUCAUUCUUUGCCAAAAUCUAUUGAAGGGUACCAUCAGGAGUGUGGUCGUGCUGGUAGAGAUGGUCUACCUUCCUCUUGUGUUCUGUACUACAGUUAUAGUGAUUAUAUACGAGUCAAGCAUAUGAUCAGUCAAGGCACUGUAGAGCAGAGUCCCUUUGGGUCUGGAUACGGUCGUUCAAAUGUGGCAGCUUCAGGGAGGAACCUUGAGACAAACGUGGAAAAUCUUCUAAGAAUGGUCAGUUACUGUGAGAAUGAAGUUGAUUGUCGUCGUCUCCUUCAGCUUAUUCACUUUGGAGAGAAAUUCGAAUCUACCAACUGCAGAAAAACAUGUGAUAAUUGCUGCAAGACUCAGAACUGUAUUGAGAAAGAUGUCACUGAAGUUGCAAAGCAAUUAGUUGAAUUGGUGAAGAUGACAGGACAAAAAUUCUCGUCAGCCCAUGUUUUGGAAGUCUUCAGGGGCUCCUUGAGUCAAUAUGUGAAGAAACACAGACACGAGUCCUUGCAUCUGCAUGGAGCUGGAAAGAAGCUCGCCAAGGGUGAAGCAUCCUGCGUGCUACGUCAUCUUGUUACUGAAGAUAUUCUUGUGGAGGAUGUUAAAAAAAGUGACCUUUAUGGAUCCGUUUCAUCAGUCCUAAAGGUGAAUGAAUCAAAGGCCUAUAAUCUAUUUGCUGGUGGUCAGACUAUGAGAUUAAGGUUCCCUUCAUUUGUGAAGGCAUCUAAACUGGGUAAAUAUGAUGCCACUCCAGCAAAAGGUUCACUAACAUCAGGAAAGCAGAGUCCUCCAAGGACAGACCCUUCUGGUGUACCUCAAUCUACAUUUGAUCCAACCCUUUCAGCGAUACUGUAUUCAGCUCUACGGAAACUUCGUACUAAUAUUGUUAGGGAAUCCGGAGAUGGUGUCAUGGCUUACCAUAUAUUUGGAGAUGACACCCUGCAGCUGAUUGGCCAGAAAGUACCUAGAACUAUAAAUGAGCUACGUGACAUCAAUGGAAUUGGCAAGGUAAAAAUCAACAAGUACGGGGAUAAGGUGCUGGAAACCAUUGAGGCUACGGUCAGGGAUUACUAUAAGUCAGAUAAGACGAGUAGCAGCGGCAAUGACAAUACUGAUUCAGGUAAAAAGAGGAGAAAUUCCAUCGAUGUACAAAACGGGAACUCCAAAGAUGAAGAGUUCUUCACUGAAAGCACUGGAUGUACUAAGAAAAGGGUGUUAAAGAAGCAGAACAAACAUGCUGAGGUUAUUGACUAUAGGGACCUUGGGUAUUUUGAUGAAUGUAUAGACGGUGACCUUGAUUUCGAUGAGAACAUGAUGCCUUAGUGAAUGUUUCCUAUUUCAAAAGUUGAUCAGAAUGAAAGAAGCAUUCCAUGAUCAACAUCCCAGGUAGUAUCGUUCGGAGUUAGCAUCACAGUUUGCAUGGGUGAAAAGUUUAUGAUCACCACACUGUUUUUAUUAAUUUGGGUGAAAUGUAAAUCUGUUAACAAAGCUGCUGGAACAAGGCUCAAUUUCCAGCUACUAUGAGAUGCUAACUUAAUCUUGCUAUGAUUCAUCGUAGUGUAUAUAAUAUUUCUCUUUUCUAUAUAUUAGUUGAUUGCUAAAUUUUCUAUUGGAUUCAUCAGGACUUUCUGAAUGCUGCUUGCUACCGUUUUAAAUGUCUUUUAACCUUAAGUAAUUUG
This is a messenger RNA of Solanum stenotomum, 4114 nucleotides long. Its product is annotated as ATP-dependent DNA helicase Q-like 4A. Gene Ontology annotation, biological process: double-strand break repair via homologous recombination; DNA replication. NCBI's taxonomy places the organism in Eukaryota, Viridiplantae, Streptophyta, Magnoliopsida, Solanales, Solanaceae. Gene Ontology annotation, molecular function: nucleic acid binding; ATP binding; 3'-5' DNA helicase activity. The transcript is spliced from 25 exons. The record is from RefSeq and is a predicted model, not a curated record. Bases 216 to 3758 code for a protein of 1180 amino acids. Gene Ontology annotation, cellular component: chromosome; cytoplasm; nucleus.